AUGUUCUCCGCUACCCUACAGCCUGGAAUUGUUUCUCUGUUCUCUUCCACAAGUUCAGAUCCUCUUUUCUUGUUCUCAACACAUAUCGACGAAUCCCUUCCGUCAGAUUCACUCAUUCACUUUGUCGAUGACGAAACAUCCGAGCCUGGUCCUCCUCAUCCAGCAUCCUUGAUCAAAAUAUCGGGCACCGGGCACGCACUAUGCCAGACUGUUUUGCACCUUCAAUCCCCUACCUUACCUACCACUUUUAUCCAGUCACCUCCCCACGGUUCAGAUUACCAAAGUCUAGGUCUGAAGCACCCUUGGAUUCACUUCCAGAUCCGAAAUUUGGAAAGAGAAUGCAGUAUAGAGAUCGGGAUUGUCGAUCAAAUGGGCAGAGAGGGAAGAAUUAGACUCUCGACUUUUCAGAAAGAUCCUCAACUCAAUAUUUCGCCGAGUAAAACGACAUACAAUGAUCACCUGUUACAAUCAUCUCCCUCGAACCAUUCAUCUCUCCUCCACCUUCCUCUUAACUUUCCCUCCUCCUCCUCACGUCCACUCACCUCCUGGGCCACGAUAACCCUCAAUAUCCCAAGUUUCCUGCCGUAUUUCACUGCCCUCGCAAACACCGAUUACCACUCGAUUUCGGAUGAUUCGGACCUAGUGCCCACGAGUCAGAGUAUAGAGAGGAGUAUCAUUCUGAGAACCCUUCCAAACGGGACUUAUUCACACGUUUCAUACGUGAGGGUGUACGCGACCUGUCGGCUUCGUAGAAUAUGGUCCAGUGAGGCUAGUCCGAGUCAAAGCCAUAGCGUGCCUUGGGAAUUCGAACUGUAUGGGGGCGGCGUCUGA
Marasmius oreades (fairy-ring Marasmius) is the source of this 831-nucleotide messenger RNA. RefSeq lists its product as uncharacterized. The record is from RefSeq and is a predicted model, not a curated record. The coding region runs from base 1 to 831 and encodes 276 amino acids. Gene Ontology annotation, biological process: cilium assembly; regulation of cilium beat frequency involved in ciliary motility; positive regulation of cell motility. Gene Ontology annotation, cellular component: motile cilium; ciliary basal body. NCBI's taxonomy places the organism in Eukaryota, Fungi, Basidiomycota, Agaricomycetes, Agaricales, Marasmiaceae. The transcript has 2 exons.